Molecule: messenger RNA, 3016 nt
Organism: Lates calcarifer (barramundi perch)
Lineage: Eukaryota; Metazoa; Chordata; Actinopteri; Centropomidae
Product: Ras-related and estrogen-regulated growth inhibitor-like protein
Exons: 4
Coding region: 825-1565 (246 amino acids)
Molecular function (GO): GTP binding; GTPase activity
Source: RefSeq, a predicted model, not a curated record
CAGGAAGUCAGGACGACCCCGGAUCUGCCUCACCGUUCACACACAGAUCAGACUUUAAACUUCAAACACAGUCACUCAGCAGAGCAAAUCAGUGAAUUCUGAUCAAUAAUCAGCUGCCGGUGUUCAGAUGUUGAGGUUAUUUACGAUCGAUCAUUAUGACAGGAUCUGACUGAGACUGAAAUCUCACCACAACAAGCUGUUCUGAAAAAAGUCAGGACUGUAGACUGACACUUUACUUUUUACACAUGAAGAAAAACUGUUUAUAAAACUUGAGUUAAACUACAGAGGAAACAGAUCAAAUUAGAGGAGCUGAAAUGAUUCAUCAGUUUAUUAACAGCAAAUAAAUGACCAAUGAACUGUCUCACAGCUUCAGCUUCUCUGCUGCUUUUUCUUAAUACUAAUAAUUUUAGUAAGUAAUUUUCUUAAUGUCUGAGGACUCAGUAACUGUGUCAACAGGUCUGAGCUUUUACAAACCAAACAGAAAAAAUAUUUUUACAGUUUUAUUUUGUUUUACCUUGAUAUUUUACUAUUUUAUAUCUUUUUAUAUCUUAUAUCUUUUUUUAAAGUCAUUUUAAACUGUUGCUGCUCGUCUCUGUAAACACGUUUUUCAGUUUCAAUAAAGUUCAAUGACACUAAAUCUGCUUUUGUCCCAGCUGGGGACUGUCCCAGUUUACUGAGCUGAGUCCCCUAAAGUAGCCUAGAACACACACACACACACACUUUGUGACCUUAGGCCAACAUCGACCAAUCAGAGAGAAGAUAAAAACCCUCAACCAAUCACAGCCUGAGGGGUGUGACAGACAGCUCAGAGACUCCGCCUACACAUGGGAUAUAAAGACCCGGACUUGCUGAAGUCCUCAGACGUCCUCAGACCCCCUGACAGUCCAGAGAGAGACCAGGUCCUGAACUCAGUCCUGAUGGUGGUGGAUGUGAACCCCGGCCGGGCGGAGGCGAUGGAGGGAAACCAGCAGAGAGUGGAGGUGAACAUCCUGCUGCUGGGAGCUCACAACGUCGGCAAGUCUGCUCUCACCGUCAGAUUCCUGACCCGCAGAUUCAUCGGAGAGUACGGCGACAUCGAGUCGGUUUACAGUCGAGUUGACCGAAUCGACGGGCAGGAGAUCUGCUUCAACAUCUGGGAUUCUCAGUCCACACAGGCAGGUGAGAAGUGUAGCUCCCUCAGUGACAAACAGUUGCAGUGGGCGGACGGGAUGAUCCUGGUCUACAGUAUCUGCGACCGCGGCAGCUUCAAUGUGGUCCAGCAGCAGCUGCAGCAGAUCCGUCGCAGCAGGAAGCCGUCGUCCGUCCCCGUCCUCAUCGUGGGGAACAAACGGGACCUGCAGCGCCACCGUACUGUCUCCAGCGAGGAGGGACGGCUGCUCGCCCUGUCGCAGCGCUGCGGCUUCUUCGAGGUGUCAGCGGCCGAGACGUACCAUGGCGUCCUGCUGGUGUUUCACCGGCUGGUCGACCUGGUCCGGGAGACUCGGGCGCUGAGGAAGACGAACGCUGGCGUCCGAGGGAUCGUCAGGAGCGUGUCAGCUGUGUUCGGAAAGAAACGAGCCGAGUAGAGUGGGUUGAACUCCAAGAAGGUUGUUCUUACUACAUCUGAUGUGACCAGAGCAUCUGUCGCAUCAUGAGAAAGGUCAAAGGUCAGGAGUGAGAUGGACUGAGGCAGGUUGAGAGGAAGGUUCUUUGUUUGAGAGUGUCGAUGGUAAAGUUGGUGAAAGAAAAGUUGUAGGAACGUUUUAGAGCGACGAGAGACGGCCGCUGAUUGGACAGAAGAAAUUACGGAUGUUUUUAGCUGAAUGAAAAGCGUGGCAUCGUCUGUAUACGACUUCACAUCCAGACUGAAAUAUUUCAACAACCAUCAGUCAGACUGAUGUGAAACUUUGUACAGACAUUCAUGUUCCCCAGAGGAAGAAUCCUACCAACCUUGGUGAUCCUCUGACUUUUCCUCUAGUGGCACCAUCAGCUUCACAUUUGUGGUUUUUGUUGAAGCAUCUCAACGUCUAUCAGACAGACUGUGAUGAAACGUGGUUGAGACAUUUGAGUUCCCCUCAGGAUGAACUGUGAUAACUCUGCUGAUCCUUUUCAUACAGCGCCAUCAUCAGGUUAACAUUUUAAUUUGUCCAUUACUUUCGUUCAUAACAUGUUAAACUAUGAUGGUGAACAUUAUAGAGCUCUGCACUGAUGAUGUGUUUCUGUAGUCCAGUCCUGAAGUUAGCACCAGCCUGGUUCCCUCCACAAAAAGAUUUUUUCAUUGUGUUUUGGAUUAUUCCACAAAAUAAACAGUGAGCAGCUAAAGUUUCUGAUCCUUCAGGUUUAGUUGAUCAGAUCAUCUUCACAGAUGAACACCACUGUUCUGAUGUUUGAAGUAAGAAGCUAAUGUUAGGCUAUAAACCAACUACACCACGGUCACAUGACGUCAACGUCUCCACCACUAAGCUUCCAACUGGUCAUUUCAUUUAGCUCUGAGCUCUUCUACAAAAGCCUUUCUUCUUAGAAAGUUAGUGAGAGUUUGAAAGAGCGUGAGUAGAAACACAACGAGGCUGUAAAGGUGGACUGGUGAGUUUUCACAGCCUCUCUAGUCUCAGUCUUGAGCUUGUAUUUCAGGCAUCUAACCAAAGCCCAUUUAAGAAGAUUUUGAGAUAAGGGAACCAGAAAUGCUAACAUGCUAACUAAUUACCAGGUUUCAGGUCUCAGUCCUGCAGCUGUUUAAUAUUGGCACUUUUACAAAAAACUAUAAAUAAAUGUAGUUGGAGCUUGUAAUAUGUAAAAUUAAAAUCAUCUGAUUUAGAGACAGAAUCAGUGUCAUUGGGUUUAAAUGCAGAUUUGUUCCUUUUUGUUGGUGCUGUGUAAAAACAUUUUAGAGCAGAGACGGGUAAAGUUGACAAUGCUGCUGCCGGGUUUAGCUGCACAUCUGUAAAUGAAUUUAUAUUUAUACAUGUUGAUGUAUGGAAACUGACUGUUUCUGUUUAUCUUUAGUUUUUUCUAAUAAAACCUCAUGUAUUAAAGAGAA